AUGGCAACACAACCAGGCUCAGCUGUUGGUAUGGCUGAAAGUUAUAAUGAAAACUCUGAUCCUCAACUUGCUAUCAUUAGUUUAAUGAUACCUUAUAUUCAUAUGGGUAUUGAUGAAUUAGAUAUUUCAUCAUCUUCACCAUUGAUUAUUGCUGAUUUUGGCUCAUCUCUUGGAAAAAAUUCAAUAAUAGCUAUGAAAAUAUUUCUAAAAUAUCUUCAACAAACAAAUAAACUUGUUACAUCACCACUUAUCGUUCAUAAUGAUCUUCCAACAAAUGAUUGGACAACACUUUUUCAACU
Rotaria sordida is the source of this 299-nucleotide messenger RNA. Lineage: Eukaryota; Metazoa; Rotifera; Eurotatoria; Philodinida; Philodinidae. The record is from the annotation of a GenBank genome assembly.